Messenger RNA from Dentiscutata erythropus, 390 nucleotides. NCBI's taxonomy places the organism in Eukaryota, Fungi, Glomeromycota, Glomeromycetes, Diversisporales, Gigasporaceae. The record is from the annotation of a GenBank genome assembly.
UACCAAAAUUAAGGGGAGGGUCAAGAAAAAGAAGCUGGAUAUGGGAUCAUUAUAAAGAAUUACCUACUGAUUAUGGGUCCAAGGGUCAAUGCGAAGAAUUAAAAAAGGAUGGAUCUCAAUGUAACCAUAUAAUUGAAACUGACGAUGUUUUUCAACUAACUAACGAUGAAAAACUUUAUCAAGUAAAAAAUAAUACCAUUUAUAAAGAGCAAGUUGAUAAAGCUUUGGUUGAAUACAUAGUUACUGAUUCACAACCGUUUUAUAUGUUAGAAAAUCCUGGAUUUAUCAAAUAUUCAUUGGCUCUUGGUCCAUCUUACAAAUUACCUAGCAAUAAAGGAAUAAAAAGUAAAAUAUAUUUAGCUUAUGAUUGGAUGUUGGCAACUAUUCAUA